GUCAUUUCUCGUCCUAUUCCCAGAGACGAGAAAAGUUUGGUAUGUGCAAGAAGAAUAGCCAAUAAACAGAUAAAUAUAUAUAUAUAUUUAUAUAUAUAUAUAUAUAUAUGUGUGUAUAUUGAUAUAUAGAAUAAAGAGAAGAGAUUAGAAGAUAUCGAAAACUAAGAAGAGAAGUAGAGACAGCUAGUUUUUCAACAGUUUAUCAUCUCAUUUAAAUAGAAAGAAAAAAAAGUUUCAUCUUAUUGAAAAAAGUCAAAGAUUCUAAAUUCUGAAUUGAAAAUGAAAACUAUUUGUUUUCUAAUAUUCAUUGUUCUAAUUGCAGUUGCAUUUGCAGUUCAGGUUUGCAAUUUUUCUUUUAAAGGAUUUUAGUUUUUUAUUACAUUAUUUUACGUAGGUUAUAUAUUUCAUUUCUAUAUUAAUAUGUUAAAUAUGAUAUAAUUUUUGAAUUUGUAAAGAUUUGUAAGAUGAACGGUUUAAUACAUUUAAGAGAAAUUCUCUGUUUAACGCCAGCCAAAAACAUGGCAAAGCUAUCAACAUGUCAUUUGCAAAAGCUCAUUACAGGCCUCGUAAAGAUAGAGGCUGGUAUUUUGAUGCUAUCGAGGCAAGGGAGGCCAAUAGGGAUUUAUCAUCCCGUUUUCGUAGAGAUCUCGAACCGGACGCGCUAAUCAGACAGAAGAGAGUUAAAAGAUCUCUCAAGCGUUUCGGUGACGAUGAUGAAGACUAUGAAGGUGCAGAAAACUUAAAAAGAAAAAGGGAAUGGAGAAAGAGAAUUACGAAGAAAAGAGACGAUGAACAAGACGAAUUCGACUUUGACGAAAUACGUGAACUUUUGGCAAGAGAAGAACUACGUAGGAUGAUAGAAGAUGAAAAAAGAUCGUAUCGUCGUCGUAAAAGAAAUUAG
Messenger RNA from Dimorphilus gyrociliatus, 901 nucleotides. The record is from the annotation of a GenBank genome assembly. Lineage: Eukaryota; Metazoa; Annelida; Polychaeta; Dinophilidae.